AAUGGGUCCCAGUCAACUGCACAUGAAUUUGCCUUUUUUUUUUUUUUUUUUUUUAAAGAUAAAGGUGUUUUAUCUGACAGUUGACAUUCGAGGCUACGCCCUGACAAGCUGCAAGUUUUGGUGUGGUAAACAAAUGUUUGCGUGUGAAACUUUAUUUUAGUUUUCUUCCCACUGGUAUCAAUGAAAAGGAAGGGAAGUCUCUUUUCAAGUGAGUUCACCUGCAUUAUUUGGAUAUUUCAAAUGGGACUGCAGCUUUGAGGUGAUGUAAUUGUGUAACUGGCAGUGCAAAGAAAGCACAUGACGAAGUGUUAAAAGUAUUUGCAGAUGUCGCUCACAAACUCUUCUCUGAGAAGGAACUGUUCCAGAUAGGACGCAAGCAAUCAGUGAUCUUCAUGUCCCAGGAGAGGCUUUUUUAAACAUUAUUGCAACCUGAUUUGUUUUGGGUGUGAGCGUCAAAGUCUGCGUGGCCUCCCAUGAUGUGCAGGAUUGGGCAUCGUUUGAAUUUCAGCAAUUCCGAUCCCGAUUCCACUUCCUCAUUUUGAUUCAGAUUCUUUUUGGGGUCCUGUUCAAAAAAGAGAGCCUGCCCUUCUUGUUUUGAAUGAGACUUCAAAUAUUUAGUUUAUUUAGCUAAGUAAGGAAACAAGCAGAAGAAAAAUGAGAAAAAAAAAAAGUAAACUGUGGAACCUUUUAAAAUCAACAGUAAAAACUUGCUAUGCAGGAAAAAUUGUUGGACAGUGCGGCCACUAAAAUUCUAAAUGGAAAAAACACAAAACCAACUAUUGUCGUGCAUGAGUUUGAGCCGGAGGAUGAAGUGCACGUACAACGGAUCUUUUGCGAAGGAAUGAUGGAGAUGAUAUCUGACACGGCCUUCAGAGGCUUGAGACAUCAUCCUGAGAGCCUCCUGCUCUAUUUCACAGUGGCAGCAGCUGUCGGUUUAGUGAUCACAACGUGCUGGUGGGUGAUAGCACUCCUCCCUGCAGUUGUGCUGUGUGGACGUUACUUCUGCAGCCGGCGAGUGAUUCAUGGUUAUUUGGAAAAAGCCAUGAGCUCUGACAUGGGUCACAUUGAAGAGUUUUACACGAAAUCACCAGAUUCCCGCCUUUGGGUUGCAACGCUAGAUGGCCAAGUGAUAGGUAUUGUAGCAGCAGAUGGCCACAAAACAGAAGGUUUUGCUGAGCUGAAGCGGAUGUCAGUUGACCGCAGGUAUCGGCGGUGCGGUGUGGGCAUGGCGCUUGGAUUUAAAGUUCUGGAGUUUGCCCUAACUCAGGGAUACGCCACUGUUGUCUUGGGAACCACAGCCUACUCACCCGCUGCGCACCAGCUCUACCAGCGUCUGGGAUUCCAAUGUAGUGGGAUCACAAAUGGAUACGUGCCACAUGGUGCAACACAGUCCUUACUGGAGAGAAUAUUCUAUAGAGUCUGCCAUCAUCACUACAGACUGGACGUGAAAAAUAUCCCUUUAAAUGGACACUAACCCCUCUGAGAGACAAAAACAAGUGAAAAACAAUAACAGUUCACUUUUGUCCUUAUCAUAACUGGAAAAUUUUACAAGAUAACGACACUAUCAUCAUCUUUGCUCAAGUGUGACAUUUUGUCUUUAAAAUAGUUUAAAAAAAGAGCAUUUCUGGUUUUCAAACGUGUAAAAAAAUGCACUAUUGGUACAGCCAGUCUUGCAAGGUAAAAUCUACAAUCUAUACCGACUCUUUUUUUAAGCAUGUUUGCAGGAUUAAAUAAUACCUUUUAAUUGGCUCUGUUUUAAUAUAUGCCCUAAUAUGUGGAGGUCAAACAUUUGAAAAAUUGGCUAUGAAAACCUUUUCAGUGCCCCCCCUUGAUUUUAUUGUAACUCCCCGAAAUAAAAUUCUGAGGUUUGGUCACAUGACGUAUGCCGCCAUUGUGGGGCUAGUUGUAAUGUUAAUUUUGGUGAUCAGCAGAAGGUGAUAUUGACAAAAAUGGCUGUGUUCUAAAUUUUAUCUUAUUGUAUGGACACAAUAACUAGAAUAGUGUAUUUUGAUUACUAGUGGCACAUACAAUGUCCUGUAUUCUUAGUGCAAAAAAGAAAGAAAAGGAAACACAAAGAAAAAGAAAAUAUUUUUCCUCAAUUUAUAAAGAAAAUUAUUUAUGCUUUGGAGCCAUCUCUUUUAACUUGAAUGCUCUGUUCAUUGGCUGAAGUGCUUCAAAUGAAUGUACUUUUAAAGGGAAAUAGAGGCACAAUUUAUGCAGACUGCAGUUCUAGAGCACAAGCUCGCCAUUUGGAAUGAAUUCUGGUUCACGCAAGGUAGUCCAAAGACAUCUACCGGGAGACACGUCAUGACUCGGAUGGUGGUUUUGUCUACAGGCUCCAUUUAUGUGCAGAGUAAGCACACUUUUGCACUUAUUAGUGAAUGAGGCCCAUUCCACACUUAGAGAACAUUUUACACAAGAACAAUUGUGAUAAAACACACGCGGCCUAGAAUAGAUUUAAAUUUCUUGAAUUCCUCCUCCAUCCUGCUCAUUUUUAAAGCACUUUCCUGACUUAUGUCUAUUUGACUGGAACCCAGAAUCAGAAUAAGCUCUGAUCUUUUUGUUCUCAAGCUCCUGUGUUCUGAAUGAGGCUCAGCUGUUUAAUGCUCUUUCGAGGAAGUCCAGUCAGAAGAGUAUUACAAUCGUCAAAUCUACUUGAGAUAAAAACAUGGCUCAACUUCUCCUGGUCUGUUUGGAACAUGGUAGCAUUCAGGUAGUAGAAGGUUAUUUUUGAUGAUUUAUAUGGAAGGACUGCUGAAAGUCAGAUCUGAAUCGAUCAGCACCCCAAGGUUUUAGACUUUUUUUUUCAAGCAGUGACUCCAGGUAUUUGCUUAGAGCAAUUAUUUUUUUCUUUACUACCAAAAACAACUGCCACAGUUUAGUUGUUUAAUUCAGGUUGAAUAAUAUAUAAAUGGGUAGCACGGUGGAUCAGCUGGUAAAGCGUUGUCCUUACAGUUCUGAGGUCCCGGGUUCAAUCCCAGACCCACCUGUGUGAAGUUUGCAUGUUCUCCCUGUGCCUGCGUGGGUUUCCUCUGGGCACUCCGGUUUCCUCCCACAUCCCAAAAACAUGCAACAUUAAUUGGACACUCUAAAUUGCUGCUAGGUGUGAUUGUGAGUGCGGCUGUUUGUCUUUAUGUGCCCUGCGAUUGGCUGGCAACCAGUUCAGGGUGUACCCCGCUCCUGCCCGUUGACAGCUGGGAUAGGCUCCAGCACUCCCCGCGACCCUCGUGAGGAUAAGUGUUGAAGAAAAUGGAUGGAUGAUGUAUAAAUUAGGAUAUGUGGACGUUCAGACGGUGUAUGCAGAGUGAUGGGGUUUGUUGAGGUCGUCAGCAGGUCAACUAAGAAUACGGUUGACUUUUCUGUAUUCUGUCUCCAUUUGUUCCAUAAAGUGAUUGAAAGAGCACCUGUGGCUGUUUCCAUCCUUCCUCUACCCAGACCACCUGUAAAUGGAUUACAGUCAUUCUAACUAGACUUGGUAGCCUCUAUUCAAUUCGCCACCAAUGUUUAACUAACAGACGUGAAGACGCAACUUAAGCCAGUUGUACUUUCCAAAAGGUACUUUACACUUCAGCUUGUUUUUAAAGUUUGAAAUUAUUCCAAACGUCAGAUCUUCUCUGUUCAUAAAGCACUCUUUCUCCUGGCACGUACCGAUUGCUAUGAGUCAACAGUAACAGUCAAUUUAGAAAAAUGACCCUUUUUUUUUUUUUUUUAGAAGUGAUUUAAUGGCUACUACUUUGUUUUGUGUAUUGUACUCUUUUUGGAGAAUGAACUAGCUGUUUUAGCAUUUCUCAUGCUUGUGUACUGACUGUUAAAUUGUUCAGUUGAGGACAAUAAUUUUUUGGUAAUAAUGCUGAGAAUAUGAUAAUACAUGAUGACAAAUUCCCCUGCCAGAGCCGUCAUGUUAUCAUUUGGAGGUGUGGAGUUACAUCCCUGGGGAGGGGUUUGUGUAUCCCGAUGAUCCCAAGAGCCGAGCUGUCUGGGGCUUUACGUCUCUGGUGGGGUCACCAGCUGGGGUUUGUAACAGAAAGAACAAGCUCAUGGAUACAAGUGGCUGAAAUGCUCUCCGUGAGAGAUAGGGUGAGAAGCUUGGACAUCUUGGAGGGGAUCAGAAUUCAUCUGCUGCUCCUUGGCAUUGAGAGGAGCCAGAUAAGGUGGCCCAUGUACUGUAUAUGGUUCGGAUGCCUCCGGGACGUCCCCCUGGUGAAGUGUUCUGGGCACGUCCCACCGGGAGGAGAUCCCGGGGGAUGUCCCAAGACACGCCGAAGAAACUACCGUAAUUCCCGGCCUACGCAACGCAACUGGUUACAAGCCUCACCAAGCACAUUUGUAAUGGAAAUGCCAUUUGGUAUAUACAUACGCUACAGGUAUGUAAAAGCCGCAAGUGCCUACAUUGAAACCCACAUUGAAACAUGAGCUAUUCACAAAGAAAGACGGUAUACAGAGACUAACGCUAGUGCUAACGUUAGCAUCGCACUAAAGAUAGCACUAACGCGAACAGGACUGGUUAAAAUAAAAUUUACCGGUAAAUAUCAUUGAGACACGGCAGUAACACAGCAGCAACACGCUAGCACAGCACUAACGCUAGUGGAGGGCUAACAGGCCCAGUAAAAGUCACUUCCUUGGCAUAUAUAUUCCACCGGUCUCAUUUUUACCUUUACUGCUUGAGUGCCCCCUUGCGGCCGUUAGAAAAAAAUGCACAAAUUAGCCACAUCACCGCAUAAACCGCAGGGUUGAAAGCAUAUGAAAAAGUCACGGCUUGUAGGCCGGAAAUUGCGGUACGUUGCUCGGCUGGUCAGAUAAAAGUGGCGAAGAAGGAAAUGGGGCAUACAGGAGACAGAGAGGAGAGAGGAACCCAAGAAUUAUUGUAUCAUUAAGGGGGAGGAAAAAAAAGAAAGCAUUUUUGGCCUGUGAACUCCAAAUUUCAAUUAAAUUUCUGUCUGUAAACUUUUAAAGAAGCUCUGUCACUGAUUCAGUUUCAAAUUUUUUUUUUUUUUCGUUGAACAGGCAUGAUGUUUUUUGUAAUAACACGAGUUUAGUUCCUUUUGCUGGAGUUAUUUCAUUAAUCAUCUUUCCUAUUUCUGCACAUGACUACAUGCUUGACGUUUGAAAAUAUUUCUGCUUAAAACAUCCACUGGCUGUUUCACAUACUGCCAGGUCAUGUUUCCAUGCUGUGGCAAUGAGGUGAUCUCAAGAGGCUACGCCAGUGCAAAACUCCUGUCCACAAGCGAGCUGUCAAGAAUGUCUUUUUGUUUUUGUGGACUCCCUCCACCUGCCCCCUCCUCACCCCACCCGGCCAGUGCACUGCAUUGGAUUUAUUGUGUGAGAAAAAUCAGUUAUGGAGAGUGAACCAACUGACUCAGACUUUUGUUUGCAACUGCCCAUUCAGCACAUCUGCGGUUUGCAAGAUCACUUCUUCCUGAUAUUGGUUCAUAUUAGGAAAUACUGCCUGAGUAGCUGUUGUCCAAAUAUUUCUUCGACAUGAA
This is a messenger RNA of Syngnathoides biaculeatus (alligator pipefish), 5483 nucleotides long. Its product is annotated as N-acetylaspartate synthetase-like. Gene Ontology annotation, molecular function: L-aspartate N-acetyltransferase activity. Bases 713 to 1474 code for a protein of 253 amino acids. NCBI's taxonomy places the organism in Eukaryota, Metazoa, Chordata, Actinopteri, Syngnathiformes, Syngnathidae. The record is from RefSeq and is a predicted model, not a curated record. The transcript has 5 exons. Gene Ontology annotation, cellular component: mitochondrial membrane.